AUGGGCCUCGCCCACUCGCUGAGCGACGUCGUCGACGGGCCGCGUCUCUCUCUCUCUCUCUCCAUUUUUUUGGUUUUUUUUUGGUUUUUUCGCCGCCCGCUCUUUCGCUCUGACGCGCACCUUAUCCCGCAGGAAGUCGGCCGUAACAUCACCGGCGCGGCGUACCGCUUCAAAGAAGUCAGAGGCUUGUUCCGCGCCGCCGCGGAGGCGAUGCAAGCGGAGGGAGAGCUCACGUUUUUGCCCGAGAUGGUCGCCCCGAACGCCAAAAAGAUUAACCCGAACGAUCGCUCGCCGUUCACGGGCGGACGCGGCGGCGGCGGAAGCGCGAGCGGGAGUAGCAAGACGAAGACGCGCAAGGCGGAGAGGAAAGAGAGCAGGAUGAAAGCCGCCGCGCGAGGACAGGGGAAGGGGAACCAGAACCUUUUGGGGAAGAGGCAGAGGGAGACGCCGGGGGAGAAGCGCGAGCGCGAGAGAGAGGAAAACGCGCGGGAGGAUUUUUUCAUCGCUCGUCUGAAGAACGAGGGCAUCGGGUCGCCGGCGCGGAAGCGCCAGAAGAAGAACGCGGCGUCUGGGAUGGUCAACGGUGGUAAAGGCAAGGGCAAGACCAAAAGUAAAAACGGCGUCGAGGCGACGGCGGCGUACGGCAACUCGAAGAACGGCAACUCGAAGUCGAAGCAAAAGAACCGAACGUCCCCCGGCGGCGGCGGCAAAGGCGGCGGCGGUCGGCCGGACGUGAAGCCCAAGAGCGCGGCGAGGAGAAACGCGAAGAAGAAGACGAAGAAGCGGAAAGGCGCGAGCGCGGCGGCGAACGGCUCCGGCAAGCGCGGAAGAAAAGGAUGGGGCACGGGGUAGUGAGCGCGUCGCCUCAAAAUACGUUAGAACCAAUUUAAGGUUAACCUUAGUUAGGCUGCAGUCAUGUCAAGUGAUACAUUCGAGC
Molecule: messenger RNA, 937 nt
Organism: Micromonas pusilla CCMP1545
Lineage: Eukaryota; Viridiplantae; Chlorophyta; Mamiellophyceae; Mamiellales; Mamiellaceae
Exons: 1
Coding region: 1-852 (283 amino acids)
Source: RefSeq, a predicted model, not a curated record